AUGGGGGGUCGCAAUCGGCGAUGGCCGACGAAGCGCCACCACGACGCCUCUUCGAACCCUCGCCCCCCGCCUCCGUAUUCCGGAUACAGUCACGUGGAUAAUCAAUGCCAAGUCCCAUUAUGGGAAAGGGAAUUUUGCAGUCUUGUUGGUGGCAUUUCGUGGCAGAGGUUCUGCGAGAACAAGCACUUUGCCUAUAUGUACAAGGAGAUAGAGCAGUGGGAUGACUCGGGAGCUUUUGAGAAUUUCCAGAACGCAAAAUCAAGGUUCUGGUCUCAUUACCAUGGCCAACCUUCUGAUAUACCUUACCCCAACCCUGAUCUGUACAUUGAUGAGGUCGACCAUCGUUGCGAGGUCGACCCCGAGUUGGUAGCUGACCUGGACAAGGUGCGGGUACCCUUUGAGGCGGACAACGAGCCCGCCGUAGCUGCCAAUAACAGGUGUGCCCAGAACCAGUCAGGGAACUGGGACAUCUAUCUAGAAAAGCCGACCCCUGAGGUGAACAAGUGGGAGGCGGACAACUCGGCAUCCAACGCAGGUUGGGGAGCGAGUCAGGAGCCUCUGAGCAGCUGGAACAAAAUCAGCACCGGCUGGGGCGAGGCCCUGGCGGAGCCCGGUUGGGGCAGCUCAGGCAACAACCAUUGCCCAGGGAAUAACUGGAGCAGCUCCCAUGGAGUAUCCAGCAACAAUAACACAUACUACCAGGAUCCAGGCGGCACAUAUGGCAGGAAAAGGAACAGUGGAGGCGGGUACUCCCAGCAGAGGAACAGCAAGCAGAGGAACCAGGCUGAGAGCCACCACCAGAGGGGCAGAUGGCAGGAUCACAGGGACAGGGGGAGGCAUGGCGAGCGGUUCCUGUUUGACAAUAGGCCAAAUGGGCAGCGAGCAGAGCGCGGCUUCUGA
Molecule: messenger RNA, 900 nt
Organism: Triticum turgidum subsp. durum (durum wheat)
Lineage: Eukaryota; Viridiplantae; Streptophyta; Magnoliopsida; Poales; Poaceae
Source: the annotation of a GenBank genome assembly